GCGGUAAAGUUGAUCUACAACAUUGUUCACGUCAGUUUUCCUGAUUAUACACAAUAUGUCUCAGUAUUUCUUCAGACUUUUUUCUCUUUCUGCACUUGCACAGCUUCUGAGUCUCUCAGGUACACUUGCUGAAUGUCCUCUUCAGAUCAGCCCACAGAGUGUUGUUGUGAAGUACGGCGAUUCUGUUUCAGUAAACUGCAGCACUUCUGUCACACAUCAGGGGAUGGGAUGGGAAUCCACUAUGGGAGCAGUGUCCCUGUCCAUAGCCAGUCUGAUCACAUUGAGAGUGUCAGAGCUGACAGACUGGGACAUAUAUACACCAUUCUGCUACAUAAACUAUGACAGACAACAGUGUACAGUAGAUCUCCCAGUCACUGUUUACAAGACUCCAGACAGUGUUUCCAUCAGCACUGUGAAUCAAGCAAUGACGGAGGGAAACCAGUAUGAGCUCCAGUGUGACGUUCACAAUGUGGCUCCUGCUCAGAAUCUCACUAUCAACUGGUACAAAGGAGAAACUCUGGUGGAUCAAACCAACUUCACUGACACCACCAAGAGUCCAGUCAGUAAAACAUCUAAUCUUGCGGUUCGUCCAGACAGAGCUGAUGAUGGAGCUCAAUACAGGUGUGAAGCAGAGCUGAACUUGGGAGAUGAAGGACCUCAACCUCAUCCUACAGUCACAUCAGAGCCUUUCAGCAUUACUGUAAAAUAUGGUGACUGUCCUAUUUAUCUAAACCCACGGAGAGCUGUUGUGAAGUACGGCAGUAGUGUUUCAGCUAACUGCAAAGCAUUUGUGCCACAUAAUGGGAUGGGAUGGGAAUCCUCUGUGGGAGCAGUGCCCAUGUCCACAGCUAGUCUGAUCACAUGGAGAGUGUCAGAGCUGACAGACUGGGACAUAUAUACACCAUUCUGCUACAUAAACUAUGACAGACAACAGUGUACAGUAGAUCUCCCAGUCACUGUUUACAAGACUCCAGACAGUGUUUCCAUCAGCACUGGGAAUCAAGCAAUGACGGAGGGAAACCAGUAUGAGCUCCAGUGUGACGUUCACAAUGUGGCUCCUGCUCAGAGUCUCACUGUCAACUGGUACAAAGGAGAAACUCUGGUGGAUCAAACCAACUUCACUGACACCACCAAGAGUCCAGUCAGUAAAACAUCUAAUCUUGCGAUCCGUCCAGACAGAGCUGAUGAUGGAGCUCAGUUCAGGUGUGAAGCAGAGCUGAACCUGGGAGAAAUAGGACCUCAACCUCCUCCUACAGUCACAUCAAAGCCUUUCAGCAUUGAAGUUCACUAUAAACCAAAACACUCCAGUUCAACAGAGAUCAUCAGUCAGAGCAAUGAUGUGUCUCUAAACUGUACAGUGAAGGCAAACCCGGCUGCUGUGUACACAUGGCACUCAGAGCAUCUGACAGAGAAGAUCAGCUCCUCAGUGAUCCAGUCCCCCAUACUCAAUCCAGGAAAAUACACCUGCACUGCCACAAACUAUCUGGGAGAAGACAGCAAAGAGUUUAUCGUCUGAUCUGCAUGUGUGUUAUAAGUGAGAUGGUAUUACUCUCAAUACAAUAAUAAAAGAAUUGACUGCA
Messenger RNA from Danio aesculapii, 1580 nucleotides. RefSeq names its product vascular cell adhesion protein 1-like. Gene Ontology annotation, cellular component: membrane. Gene Ontology annotation, biological process: cell-cell adhesion. The record is from RefSeq and is a predicted model, not a curated record. The transcript is spliced from 6 exons. The coding region runs from base 56 to 1516 and encodes 486 amino acids. Gene Ontology annotation, molecular function: integrin binding. Lineage: Eukaryota; Metazoa; Chordata; Actinopteri; Cypriniformes; Danionidae.